Messenger RNA from Asparagus officinalis (garden asparagus), 1580 nucleotides. RefSeq names its product zinc finger protein ZAT1-like. Gene Ontology annotation, biological process: regulation of DNA-templated transcription. Bases 263 to 895 code for a protein of 210 amino acids. Lineage: Eukaryota; Viridiplantae; Streptophyta; Magnoliopsida; Asparagales; Asparagaceae. The transcript has a single exon. The record is from RefSeq and is a predicted model, not a curated record.
UGCACCUAGAGGGCUAUUCUAUACGAAAGAAGAGUGAUCGAAACAAGAACCCAUCUCCUCUUUCUCUCCGUAAAAAGAUUGGAUUUUUUUUUCCAACACUCCCCAAGAUUUGUACAGAGAGAGACUAGAAUUGGAAGCUCAAAUGCUCAAUGCUGGGCACCUAAAAUCCCCAUCUGAGUUCUUCUCAAAUCACUCCAGAACCCAAUAAAUCCCAAGAUUUCAUCAAUCCAAGCUAACCCAUUUGAUUUCUUUCACCUUCUUCAUGGAUCAAGAUCGCAAGCUCCAAUGCCAAUUCUGCCCCAAGUUUUUCCCCUGCGCUCGCUCCCUCGACGAUCACAUGAGCAUUCACGUGCCACCGCUGGCCGCCGCUGGCUAUGGGCUGAGAGGCAAACCAAAGAGAACGACGAGCUUCGGUGAUCUCCAAUGUGCAGAAAACUCAGAGGGCCGUAUGAAGUCCCAUUCUCAGAGAACUCAGGGAGCUAAGGAAGAAGAUGAUGAAAGAUCGUUGAGCAAGAAGCAGAGGAGGAUAUCGUCAGAGUACCCGAAGGAGAAAGUAGAUGGUGCCAUUGCCCUCAUGAAGCUCUCCAGGGAUAAACGCAAAAGGGGAAAUGGGGCUCCUGAGUAUUCUGAUGAGAAUCCUGCUAAGCAUCAAGAAUUGAGUUUCGAAGAUGAGGAUGAUGAUUCUUUGAAGAGGAGGAGGAGGAAGAAGAAGAGUGGAUCCAAUGGCUUAGAAGCUGAUGGUGAUAGAGAUGAAGCAGAAGGAUUAGGCCAUGAAUGUUCGAUUUGUGGCAGACUCUUUAGGUCUGGUCAGGCUUUGGGUGGACAUAAGAGGUCUCAUUCAUCAAAGGUUGCUCCUAAAAUUGUUGAUCAUGAUGCUGAUCUUGGUGGGCAAUGACCGAUAUGACCGCAAAUGAGGGUGUAAUAUGUUCUUUUUCUUUGAUUUGAUUCAUUCUUUCAGGAGGCCGAGGGCGAGGUAAAUGCGCAAUUCGUUACUAGACUAAGUCAAGCUUCUUUGUGCUUUUUUCUCUGUUGGGGUUUUAGAAUUUGUUCAAAUUGAGACUUGGAGAUUGUUAGAUGAGUUGAGAAAUACUUCUUGGGGUUUCGGUGUUGAGUUACACACGAAAUGCAAAUUGGAUAUGUGGGAAAAUGUUUAGCUCUGGUCAGGCUUUGAAGGGGUCGUAUUAGCAGUGGCUACUCCUAGUAUUGUUGAUUUCAAUCUUCUAAGCUUCAAUUGUUGGUGAUGCUGAGUAGAGAUCUUGGUGGGUGAUGACUGAUAUAAUUGCGAACUGAGGGUGCAUGGAUUCUUCUUUUUUGAUCUGAUCAUUCUUUGCGGAGCUCGAAUGGUGAGGUAAUGGUGAAAUCUGUUAAAGUACCCAUUCAAGCUUCUCUGUACAUUUUUCUGUGUUGGGGGUUUAAAAUGUGCUCAUAUUGAGACUUAGAGAUUGUUUGACGAGUAGAAAUAUAUCUUGGAAUUUUGGUAGAUAGUAGCAUUCUGCUAUGUUUGUAGCUUCAAGUACCAUUCCCUUGAUUGACUUUUGUAUGGAUUCAAUCACUUUUACCGACAGGUUACAGGUUAUAGA